AUGUUGUAAGAAUAGCUUAUUCUGAAAUGCAUUUAAUUUAACCAUUAAGGAAUCAGUUUUUAAGAAAAGACAUUAAAUCCUAAUAUUUGCUAUGUCUAAAUGUAGUAAGUGCUAAAUGAUCUUAACGAACUAACAAAAAUAACUGAACAUAAAGAUAACAUCAAUCCAGCAGCUGAUGUAUAUAAAACACUCAAAGCCAUUUUUAAAAUAAUAUUAUAAUUCUUCUGA
Messenger RNA from Tetrahymena thermophila SB210, 228 nucleotides. RefSeq lists its product as hypothetical. The transcript has 2 exons. Lineage: Eukaryota; Ciliophora; Oligohymenophorea; Hymenostomatida; Tetrahymenidae. The record is from RefSeq and is a predicted model, not a curated record.